AUGGGCACCGACGCGGCGACGCCGCCCGCGGCGACGCCGUCGCGUCCGAAUCCUCCCAAUCCGACGCCCCCCGCGAGACGCCGCCCCGCCGGCGCCCCGGUCGUCGCGCCGACGGUCAUCUCGAGCAAAGCCGCGCUCCUCGCGACCGCGGAGGACCUCGCCGACGACGUCGACGCCGCGGAGGAGCGGCUCGCGCGGAGGAACGGCGCCAGAACGUCGCGCGGCGGCAAGGAGAAGGACGGCAUCGUCGGCUGGACGCUCGAGGCGGUCGAUCGCGGCUUGGAUUCCAUCGAACGCGAGCGCCCGUCGACGGCGCAGGCGGCGUGGAAGGUGGCGUCCGAGGCGGAGAAGGUGGCGAAGAACCCGACGGUGCAAAAGGGCGUCAAGUUGACCGCGGACGCGGGGAUAGAGGUCGUGAAGCGCGCGGCGCCGGUGAUCGGCAAGGUGGCUGGAAACGUCGGCAAGUUUGCCGCCAAGUCGGCGUUUUCCGCCGCCGUGGGAGGGGUGUUUCCGAAGAAGAAGAACGACGGGGGGAAGUCGAAGGAGAAGUGA
This is a messenger RNA of Micromonas pusilla CCMP1545, 552 nucleotides long. RefSeq lists its product as uncharacterized. The record is from RefSeq and is a predicted model, not a curated record. The transcript has a single exon. NCBI's taxonomy places the organism in Eukaryota, Viridiplantae, Chlorophyta, Mamiellophyceae, Mamiellales, Mamiellaceae. Bases 1 to 552 code for a protein of 183 amino acids.